This is a messenger RNA of Colletotrichum spaethianum, 3198 nucleotides long. RefSeq lists its product as uncharacterized. Bases 1 to 3198 code for a protein of 1065 amino acids. Lineage: Eukaryota; Fungi; Ascomycota; Sordariomycetes; Glomerellales; Glomerellaceae. The transcript has a single exon. The record is from RefSeq and is a predicted model, not a curated record. Gene Ontology annotation, molecular function: protein binding.
AUGACCACAACGGCCAGCCGGUGGGCCACCGGGAUAGAGGCAUCGGCAGCUAUCCGUAAUACCAAGACCACCGCCCUCACCGCCGCCGCCGCCUACGCGCUGCUUUUCGCGCCCCUCGCCUCGUCCCAGCAAACAUUCCCCUACGUCCCAACGACCGUUCUACUCUCUUCUUCAUUGCCGGGCUCGCCGGCGAACAGCAGCGGCGGCGAUGGCCUCGCCUAUAUCUUUCACCACAGCGGCAGCGGGGUCGAGCUGCUGUCCGUAAACAUCUCCGCGACGGUCUCCGGCGCUGCGAGCCUCCAAACGAUCUCAACGAGCUUGCCGUUCCUCGAUGGCGCGACAGACACGACGGCAUUUCUGCCCACAAUGGCGACCAACGGGUCCAUCAUAGUCCAGGCGGGGGAUUGCAUGUCGGCUGAGGGCUACGACGUCUGGACGUACACACCACCGGCGUCCGGGGCUGCGGCCAGUUCAUCGUCGUGGUACAAGACGGAAGCAACAUUGCCGAGCACUGCGGACUCGGACGCCGGGCCGUAUGCCCUCGGCGCCGCCAUCAGCUUCUCGGCGACCCUUGCGCCGACAUUGUCGGAGCCCGUGCUGUACUCCUACGGCGGCAUGUGCCUCGCCCCGACGACGAACGAGUCCACAUGGCAAGCGAACGCGACGUAUACGAAAUCGAUGCUUCGGGUGGCCACUUCGGACUCGGGCGCGCCGGCGUACACGGCAGACUUCAUUUCCGGAAAAGGCCCCGCGUUCCCUGAGGCGGGCUUUUCGUUCACGCCGCUCAGCCCCUCGAUAUCGAACCGCUCCGGCCUCGUCACGCAGCAGAACCGCUAUGUCUUGCUGGGCGGCCACACGCAGCAGGCCUUCAUCAACAUGAGCUCCGCCGCUAUCUGGAGCCUGCCCGAGGAGUCGUGGAACUUUGCGACUGUCGGUGCCCCGCGCGUCGGCAGCAGCGAGCUUGCCGUCAAGGACGUCGAGAAGCGCGGGGGCGCAGACGCCGUCGAGAGUCGAUCGGGGCACACGGCGGUGCUGAACGAGGAUGGCACUGCGCUCAUUAUUCUCGGAGGCUGGGUCGGCAGCGUAUCGCAGCCCGCGUCUCCGCAGUUGGCGCUUCUAAAGAUGGGGGAUACGUACGGCGACUGGACGUGGUCGAUUCCUUCGCAGCAACCUGAUGGCGGGAUCUACGGCCACGGAGCAGCGAUAUUACCUGGAAACGUGAUGAUGGUGUAUGGAGGGUACGAAAUCACGAGUUCGGGUUCCAAAGCGAAGAGGCAGUCGAGUGGGACAGGGUUGAGGUUCCUCAACAUGACUUCCAUGUCGUGGACCUCGAGCUAUUCGAACCCCAACCAUGACAGUUCUUCAGACGCAUCUGGUAACAAGUCUGGCGAAAAUAACAAUAUUAAGAACAUUGGGCUCGGCGUGGGCUUGGGCGUAGGACUCGCCGCCGUAUUGGGCGCGUUUGUCGUUUACUUCUGUUACAAGAGACACUUGCGGAAGAAGAAGGAAGCCAGGGACGAGACGGUGCGGUCGUUGGCGCAAGAUGCGUCGCGAUUCCUGCACCCGGACGACGACAUGAUGGAGCGCGACGACGGGUCCAUGUUCCCCUGGACAGGCCACGCUUGGUACACGGGUGGGCCAGAUCCCUACGACUCCAUUGAUCGAUCACUCGGAUACGAAUCGUUGAGGUCGGGUCGGAAUCCGGGAGGCCAGGGCACAUAUCAACCGCCCGGGCUCCUUAUCCCCCGCAAACCGAUUCCUCGCGCGGCUAGGGGCGCGUACCAACCAGCCGCAAACCUCACUACACCGGGCCACAUCCACCCGAUUUACGAGGCCGACGAAGACGAUCCCGAGCACGGCAGCAAUGCGAGGGCUUCGCGAUACAGAGACCAGGAACCCGGCACACCAACGACUCCCGGAUACGCCGAUCCGUUCAUGACGCCGACGAGUUCCGUCCCCGUACUGAACCCCGGAAGCCGCAACUCCAUGACCCCCAGUCCCGAGGCGCUUCUGAGACGGGACCCGGAGGUGCAGGACUGGCAAUCUGACGUCGAUGCCGCCGAAGCGCUCCUCGCGCGCAUGCCGUCACGGCGCAACAGCCGCGUCUCGCCCACGCGCCGCGAGUCGAUGCGCUCGGCACGUUCCGUGGCCGACGACGAGCGGACAGCGAGCAACGUUUCGGAAUCCGCGCGGAGCGCCAUCAGUGUGCCGACGCGCCAGGCGUCCACGCGGCGCACAAGCCCUGGGCCCAAUAAUCUAACCAUCAUCACCGACAACCGCCUGGGCACCUCGUCGUCGAGCAGCAGCAGCGGGCACACGUACUCGACGGCCAAGACCACCUUCAACGCCCUCCAAGCCGAGGGUCCGUCCUUGCUACUCCAAGGCAAGCGGCCGGUCAACGAGCACGCGGAUGACGACGAGGAGGACUUUGUCCACAUGCCGAGCAGCCCCAGCAAACACAAGCCGCGGAGGUCGCUGGGGUGGCUGGGCAGCCUUAGAAGAGUCUUUAGUAGCAACGUCAAUGAAUCGUCGGACUCUAGCAACCACGAGAGCCCACGGCGUCUGUCCCUGGACCAGGUCAGCUCGGACUACGAGCCGCGCCUGAUCGGGCUGUCGGGGAUUGGCGGCGCCGAGCUCCUGCGCAGGAAGCAGGGCCGGCACGACUGGGACGUUGACCAGAAGUCGCUCGACGAGUGGGACAUUGAGAAGGCGAUCGAGCAGCGGCUGGUGCAGGUCAUGUUCACCGUGCCCAAGGAGAGGCUGCGGGUCGUCAACGCCGAGGUGGAGCGGGAGGAGGAGGUCAUCCUUGUGGACCCGGACAAGGACGAGAUGGAGGGGUUGGAUCGGUCCGACGCGGACCUCGAGAAGAGGGCGUUGGAGGAGGAGUACAGGAAUAAAGGCAAGGGCAAGGCGCCCGCUGUCGAUGACGACGCGCCGAGGGAACGACGUAGACCGGAAUCGCCCGGGGACGGAUCGCCCGUCCGCGGCAGGCGGCUAGUCCACCUCCCGCCACCGAGAGACGACGGCACGGGCCACCUACACCCGCUGCCCAGCAGGGAGGAUUCUGCGGAGCCACGGCCGUCGCUGACGCUGCGCACGGCUGAGGUCGUGAGCGUGGCGCGGCCGAAAACGAGGGUCCUCAAGAUGGUGGAGAGCUUCGAGUCGCGCAGCAGGGAGAGCAGUCCGUCGCUCGGCUAG